AUGGAGAAGAAAGCGAAGACCGAUUGUUGCUACCUUCCGUUUGAACUAAUCACUGAGAUACUCUCAUGGCUACCCGCUAAGUCUCUGCUGCGAUCUGCAUGUGUCUCUUCAUCGUGGUAUAUGCUUACCAAAGAUCCAAAGUUCAUGAAGUUGCAUCGCAGUCGAUCCCUCAAAGCAAACCUGGAAACGCAUUUCCUCUUCGAGUGCUGGAAAUCCAAAGUCUACUCUUUUAGAGCUACAUCGCAGCAUCCCUAUUACCAUGCUUCGGAACUUGCUUAUCCGAAAGACAUCAUAAAGCCUCGCACCAUGGGAGGUGUUUUAGGCUCAUGCAAUGGCCUAGUUUGUUUUCAUUCAAUAACAUUACAACCCUUUUACAAAUCUGCUUACAACAAUAAUCUAGGCCUGUUUCUCUACAACCCUGCGACUCGAGCCACUAGAUUGAUACCACCACUCAAUUCCCCGAUGAAUAAUUUAUUGAAACGUGAAGUUGCAUUCGGUUAUGACAGUGUAUCCGAUGAUUAUAAGGUUUUAGCCAUUUGUAUGGAGAGGAAUGAUCGAAAUGUCGAAAAAGCUCUACUAUACAGUUUGAAAACGGAUGCCUGGGUGAACAUACCGAGCCCGCCAUGGCAGUUGAAUCAAUUUUGUAUGAGCCCCCGACCUGCUAUCUUGGCUGACAACUCCUUCCAUUGGAUGAAUCCUUUGUUGUUUACAGGAAUAAGGUGUUUCGAUCUUUUCACUCAAAGAAGGACAGUUGUGUAUCGUAACAUAUACUUUGGAGAUAUGGGUAUUAACAAGAAGAAGAUAUCUUGGACUCGAAUUUUUCAUCAUCUCUCGGGGCAAUUGAAACAUGUUGAUUUUCAUCAUGCUAAAAUAUAUAAUUUGGGUUUCCGAGAUGAACGACGCAGUAUCAUAUUAGCAAUAGCUGACCGUACAAGAGCUCUACAAAAGGUUUUCAUCUGCUGUGAUCUACAAUCCAAACAAGCUAGGGAGAUCGAAGCCACAAAUUUACCAGAUGGUACCGAAAGGAUCAUUUCCUUUCAUCCUUGGGUCGAUUCGCUUGUCCGUUGUAUUAGUACAUAA
This is a messenger RNA of Chenopodium quinoa (quinoa), 1080 nucleotides long. Its product is annotated as F-box/kelch-repeat protein At3g23880-like. NCBI's taxonomy places the organism in Eukaryota, Viridiplantae, Streptophyta, Magnoliopsida, Caryophyllales, Amaranthaceae. Gene Ontology annotation, molecular function: protein binding. The record is from RefSeq and is a predicted model, not a curated record. The transcript has 2 exons. Bases 1 to 1080 code for a protein of 359 amino acids.